Molecule: messenger RNA, 1341 nt
Organism: Chanos chanos (milkfish)
Lineage: Eukaryota; Metazoa; Chordata; Actinopteri; Gonorynchiformes; Chanidae
Gene: notum1a
Product: notum, palmitoleoyl-protein carboxylesterase a
Exons: 11
Coding region: 34-1341 (435 amino acids)
Biological process (GO): negative regulation of canonical Wnt signaling pathway; protein depalmitoleylation
Molecular function (GO): palmitoleyl hydrolase activity
Source: RefSeq, a predicted model, not a curated record
UUUUCUUUGGACUUCACAGCAGUUGAAGAGAAUAUGGACAACUUCAUGACUCAGGUGAAGAACCUAGCUCAGUCGCUCUACCCAUGUUCAGCCCAGAAGCUUGACUAUGACAUGAAGCUGCAUAUUCUGGAGAAUACCUCUGUCACGUGCAACGACGGAACGCCAGCUGGGUAUUACCUGAAGGAGUCCAGAGGGAGUCGGAGAUGGCUGAUAUUCCUGGAGGGUGGUUGGUACUGCUUUAACAAAGAGAACUGUGACAGCAGAUAUGAGACAAUGAGAAGGCUCAUGAGCUCCUCCAAAUGGCCACAGACCAAGACAGGCACUGGUAUUCUGUCUCCUCUGCCAGAGGAAAAUCCCCAUUGGUGGAAUGCCAACAUGGUGUUCAUCCCCUACUGCUCCAGUGAUGUUUGGAGUGGAGCUUCUCCAAAGACAGAUGAAAAUGACUACGCCUUCAUGGGGUCUUUAAUCAUAAAAGAGGUGGUGAAAGAAUUACUGACGAAGGGUUUGGACAACGCUAAGGUGCUGCUGUUAGCCGGGAGCAGUGCUGGGGGCACAGGGGUGCUUCUGAACGUGGAUGCUGUGGCAGAGCUCCUGGAGGAAAUGGGCCAUUCCAGUAUUCAGGUCCGAGGUCUGUCCGACUCCGGAUGGUUUCUGGAUAACAAACAGUAUCGCUGCACCGACUGCGUGGACACCAUCAGCUGUGCUCCUACAGAAGCCAUUAAGAGAGGAAUCCAGUAUUGGGGUGGCGUAGUUCCUGAGCGAUGCAGACAGGCAUAUGAAGGAAAAGAGUGGAACUGUUUCUUUGGAUACAGAGUUUAUCCCACAAUUAGACGUGAGUGUCCAGUAUUUGUGGUCCAGUGGCUGUUUGAUGAGGCCCAGUUGACGGUGGAUAACAUCCAUCUGACUGGCCAGCCUGUGCAGGAGGGGCAAUGGCGCUAUAUUCAGAACCUGGGCAUUGAGCUGAGGAACACACUGAAAGAUGUCCCGGCUAUGUUUGCUCCAGCCUGCCUGUCGCAUGAAAUCAUCACAAGGAAUUACUGGAUCGACGUUCAGGUGAAAGGCACCUCUCUGCCCAGAGCCUUGCAUUGUUGGGACCGCAGUCUCCAUGACAACAACAGGAACAACAAAACUCCACCCAAAGGCUGUCCUAUUCAUUUAAUUGACAGCUGUCCUUGGCCUCACUGCAACCCCACGUGCCCCACCAUCCGGGAUCAGUCAACAGGACAGGAGAUGAACGUGAUCCAAUUCCUCAUGCACAUGGGCUUUGACGUGCAAAAGAUGGCCCAGCAGCAAGGCAUGGACCCCAGCAAGCUACUGGGCAUGCUCAGCAGCGGCAGCUAA